AUGAUCUCCUCCGUCUUCUCCAUGUUCAGAAUCAUGCCGUUAUCUCUGAACCAGCCCACCAGCUACUCCAGCUUCUUUCUGUAUGCAUGCUCCUUUUUAGGAGCUCGGGAUAUGUACAGAGCCUACAGCGACAUGAGAGAGGCCAACUGGAAAAAUUCUGACAAAUACUUUCAUGCCAGAGGAAACCAUGAUGCGGCGGAGAGAGGAGCAGGGGGGAGAUGGGCUGCUGAGGUUAUCAGCAAUGCCAGAGAGUGGAUACAGGAAAGAACUGGUCGUGGUGCUUCGGACUCAGAAGCUGAUCAAGAAGCAAAUCGUUGGGGUCGGAGCGGAGGAGAUCCCAACCGUUACAGACCCGCAGGCCUUCCUGAUAAAGCCUUUGCAAAAAUGAAGCUGCUUUUAGCAGGAAUUGUUCUCACCUUCCUCACUAUAUGUGACGCUCAGUGGUACAUGUUUCCUGUUGAAGCUGCUCAAGGAGCUCGUGAUAUGUACAGAGCCUACAGCGAAAUGAAAGAGGCCAACUACAAAAAUUCUGACAAAUACUUUCAUGCCAAAGGAAACAAUUUAGCUGCGAAGAGAGGAGCAGGAGGGGAGUGGGCUGCUACGAUUAUCAGCGAUGGCAGAGAGUGGUGGCAGAUAAAAACUGGUCGUGGUGCUUCGGACUCAGAAGCUGAUCAAGAAGCAAAUCGUUGGGGUCGGAGCGGAGGAGAUCCCAACCGUUACAGACCCCCAGGCCUACCUUCUAAAUACUGA
Molecule: messenger RNA, 750 nt
Organism: Cyprinodon variegatus (sheepshead minnow)
Lineage: Eukaryota; Metazoa; Chordata; Actinopteri; Cyprinodontiformes; Cyprinodontidae
Exons: 6
Coding region: 1-750 (249 amino acids)
Cellular component (GO): extracellular region
Source: RefSeq, a predicted model, not a curated record